AUGUUCCAUUGCUAUAUAGCUAUUGUUUUUCUUGUAUUAUGCAUAACAUGUGACAUAAGAUACUUUUUACGAACCUUGUUCACUGUGCUGAGUGGUAGAUUGUACGAAAAAGUUUAUUUCUUGAAUGAUGUCACUACCAUCUACGGGCUUUGUACUUUUCAAGAUUGCGAUAUUUUCUUCAAGAGUAUACGGAUAGCGAGACUGGUAAGAGAAAUCGAUUUUGCCAGAUAUCAUUUUUAUGAUAGGACUGGCAUCUAUAAGAGAAGUAAGGAGUUAGGUAUAAAGUCCUUACAGGGAUCUACUUUGACGGUAACCAUGGAUCCGGUGCCCUUAUUUUCUCUUUAUAAAAUAAACACUAAAUUAAUUUAUUGGGAUGAUAGAUCACUAUUCUUUGAGCACGAAGUUAUAACACUGAGAGACGGUAAAGUAAGAUGUUUACUGAUAUCUCGACAAUAUGCUAUUGGACAGACCAAAGAAACAAUACCUGAACUUCUAAAAGGACUGUCUGGGUCUGAUUAUGUGCCAUCAAUUCCAAGACAUAUUGAGUGUUGGUUGGAAAGUAUGAGGACUUCAAGCGUUAAUCUUCGUAAAUAG
Zerene cesonia (dogface butterfly) is the source of this 594-nucleotide messenger RNA. RefSeq names its product protein THEM6-like. NCBI's taxonomy places the organism in Eukaryota, Metazoa, Arthropoda, Insecta, Lepidoptera, Pieridae. The transcript has 3 exons. Bases 1 to 594 code for a protein of 197 amino acids. The record is from RefSeq and is a predicted model, not a curated record.